This is a messenger RNA of Hipposideros armiger (great roundleaf bat), 6787 nucleotides long. RefSeq names its product thrombospondin type-1 domain-containing protein 7A-like. The record is from RefSeq and is a predicted model, not a curated record. Lineage: Eukaryota; Metazoa; Chordata; Mammalia; Chiroptera; Hipposideridae. The transcript is spliced from 13 exons. Bases 92 to 1726 code for a protein of 544 amino acids. Gene Ontology annotation, cellular component: plasma membrane. Gene Ontology annotation, biological process: actin cytoskeleton organization.
GGUCUAUGAAGUCGUGCCUUGCCACAGUGACUGCCACCAGUACCUCUGGGUCACAGAGCCAUGGAGCGUCUGCAAGGUGACCUUUGUGAACAUGCGGGAUAACUGCGGAGAAGGCGUGCAAACCCGAAAAGUGAGAUGCAUGCAGAACACAGCGGAUGGCCCUUCUGACCAGGUAGAGGAUUACCUCUGUGACCCAGAGGAGAUGCCCCUGGGCUCUAGAGAAUGCAAAUUACCAUGUCCCGAGGAUUGUGUGAUAUCCGAAUGGGGUCCGUGGACUCGGUGCACUUUGCCUUGUAAUCAAAGCAGUUUCCGGCAAAGGUCAGCUGAUCCCAUCAGACAACCUGCUGACGAAGGAAGAGUCUGCCCCGAUGCGGUUGAGAAGGAGCCCUGUAACCUGAACAGAAAUUGCUUCCACUAUGACUAUAAUGUAACAGACUGGAGUACAUGCCAGCUGAGCGAGAAGGCCGUUUGUGGAAAUGGCAUUAAAACCAGGAUGUUGGAUUGUGUUCGAAGUGAUGGCAAGUCGGUUGACCUGAAAUAUUGUGAAGAGCUUGGCCUGGAGAAGAACUGGCAGAUGAACACAUCCUGCAUGGUGGAAUGCCCUGUGAACUGUCAGCUUUCUGAGUGGUCUCCCUGGUCCGAAUGUUCUCAAACAUGUGGCCUCACAGGAAAAAUGAUCCGAAGACGAGCAGUUACCCAGCCCUUUCAGGGUGAUGGAAGACCAUGCCCUGCCUUGAUGGAACAGUCCAAGCCCUGCCCAGUGAAGCCCUGUUAUCGAUGGCAAUAUGGUCACUGGUCUCCAUGCCAAGUACAGGAUGCUGAGUGUGGAGAAGGGACCAGAACAAGAAACAUUUCUUGUGUAGUAAGUGACGGGUCAGCUGAUGAUUUCAGCAAAGUAGUGGAUGAAGAAUUCUGUACUGAUGUUGAACCCAUUAUAGAUGGUAAUAAAAAAACGAUCUUAGAGGAAACCUGCACUCAGCCUUGCCCAGGUGACUGUUAUUUGAAUGACUGGUCUUCAUGGAGCCUGUGUCAGCUGACCUGUGUGAAUGGUGAGGACCUAGGUUUUGGUGGAAUACAGGUCCGUUCCAGAGCAGUGAUUAUACAAGAACUAGAGAAUCAACACCUGUGCCCAGAGCAGAUGUUAGAAACAAAAUCAUGUGAUGAUGGACAGUGUUAUGAGUAUAAAUGGAUGGCUAGUGCUUGGAAAGGCUCUUCCCGAACAGUCUGGUGUCAAAGGUCAGAUGGUAUAAAUGUAACAGGGGGCUGCUUGGUCGUACGCCAGCCUGACGCCGACAGGUCGUGUCACCCACCGUGUAGUCAACCCCACUCGUACUGUAGCGAGACGAGGACAUGCAGUUGUGAAGAAGGGUACACGGAAGUCCUGUCUUCUAAUGGUACACUCGAGCAAUGCACACUGAUCCCUGUGGUGGUGAUACCCACUGUGGAGGACAAAAGAGGAGACGUGAAAACCAGCCGGGCAGUCCAUCCGACCCAACCCUCUAGUAACCCGGCAGGACGGGGCAGGACCUGGUUUCUACAGCCUUUUGGGCCAGAUGGGAGACUAAAGACCUGGGUUUACGGUGUAGCAGCUGGGGCAUGUGUGUUACUCAUCUUUAUUGUCUCCAUGAUUUAUCUAGCUUGCAAAAAGCCAAAGAAACCCCAAAGAAGGCAAAACAACCGACUGAAACCUUUAACCUUAGCCUAUGAUGGAGACGCAGACAUGUAAAAUAGAAUUUAUCCUGGCAACACCCAGUAUCAGCUUGCUGACUUUGCAGUAGAUACCCAGAAGCCACAAAGCUAUUCAAAUUGUGUGGAUUAAAAUGCGUUGUACCUUUUUUAAAGAUCAUCAUUAAGAAAAGAGGAGAUAUCAAGACAGUACCACUUCCAUUGAAACCAUCAGCCCUGAGAAGUCUAGGAGACUAAGUUGAAUACAUGCUGCCUUCGGAGAGUUUUAAGUGAUCUUUUGUGAAACCUACCAACUGGCAAUUUACUUUCAUCUCUAAAAUAUGAUGAUGGAAUUGACCGGUUAGGAUGUCUGAUACAAACCUCUGUCUGCAGUGUUAAGCCGUAGAAACAUUUUAGCAUGUAGAGUUUAUAACGAGAACUCUACACUACCAUAGGCAAACAUAACAUCAUGUAUACUCAACUGAAUAGUACAUAUUAUUAUGUCAGAUUAUAUACUUGUUAAUAAGCCAUUUUAAUGAUGAAUAAAAGAUAAGCUGUAAGCUGAGCAGAAAACCCAUUGAAUAAAUUCAGCAUCUUGGUGGUUGAUGGUAGCUUUUAUCAACCUGCAUUUUGGAGGCAAAGACUCUUUUAUAAGACUUCAUUCUUGUCUCUCUCCAAAGUACAAAUGCUGGACAUGUACUAGUACCUUAGAAGAGUCCUCAAGUUCAGUAUUUUAUAGUGGUUAUUGUCUGGAAAACCAAUUUGCUUGUGUUCACACAAUAAGUUUCUUCUUUCCCUAAUUUCAAACUGGUUGCCUGGAAGGCACAUUUUUGCACUAUAUUAGUGCAGCAUGAUAGGCACUUAACAAAUAUUGCCAUAGAAACUGCCUCUUUCAUAUGGGAUGAAGACAUGCACGCUAAGAGUGUCAUGGAGACAUUUACAAGUUAUUGUAUCCUGAAGAGAGUAACGUUCAUUUUGGAUGGCGACAGGAUGGAAUUAGCUAUCACAUCUGCUGCACACACUCUUCCUCAUCACUGCAACCAUUGUGAAAUUGACAACAUGGCGGUAAUUUAAGUGUUGAAGUCCCAAACUCAUUAACCCUCCAAAAGACGGAUCCCUCUAGUUGUUUUUAAUUGUACUUUGAAGGCUGUUUAUGACUAGAUUUUUAUAUUUGUUAUCUUUGUUAAAAAAAAAGAAAAGAAAAGAAAAAGAGGAGCUGGUUGUCUUUUUAAUUUUGAGCAGAUGGAGAAAAUAAUGCAUCGAUGAUUUUUGUACCUGACAGAAAUUGUGUGUUGAUUAUCCUUUCCCCCUGAUUUGUUUUCCUAGUUUCAAAUCAAAUGUAUUUCAAAAUCCAUAGUUUUCUCGUUCUCACUGGUAAACUUAAAGUGGUCUUUUUAAUGUAUGAUUUCAAAAACUAAACUUUUAAAAAGAGAAGAGUAAAUAUUUUGCCCAGGGCUUCAUUCUGGACUAAGGGUGGCAAACUUUUCCUGUAAAGGUCCAAAUUAUAAAGAUUUUCAGCCAGGUCUACGUCGCAGCUUUUCAGUUCUGCCAUUGUGAGAGCACAGCCAUAGACAAUGCACAGUACAUAAAAUAAUAAGCAUGGAUGUUUCCAAUAAAACUUUCUUAAAAAAAAAACAGUCAGCAGACCACAUUUUCAGGACAUGGUUUGCUGGCUGCUAGUCUAGAAGUUUUUUCGAAGCCAACUCUCCAUUGGGUCAUCAUUAGUUUUUAUUUUAUUUAUUUUUUAUUUUAUUUACCUUCACACUGCAAUCAGUGUUUCAUUUCAAAGGUGAAAAACAGCCAUUCAACUUACUACUGUGUUGUAAGUAGCUAUAUAUUUUUUUACAGCUAAGGCCCUAGGAAUGGCACAGUGAAAUAAUACUUAACUUAGCAGAUUUUUUUCAUAUGAAAAGAAAAUUCAAAAGGUGCCAUUAAGAAGCAAUACCAUUUUCAGGCAACAUUUACUGCAACAACCUUUGGGAGAGGAGAGGACAUUAGGGUUUCAGGUCUUUUAAAAAUAACAUAAGGAGCUGUUUUAUCUUAAACAUAGCUGUGUUGCUAUAAAAGUGUUUUGGACUACAAGGUAUUUUACUAGAGUUUGAACGCCCCCUGCUGUUCAUUAAAGUAUUUGCAAAAAUUAUAGAAGACAUCAGAUUGGCAUGUCAUUGUCCCCAAAAUGAAUAGAUUUCUACAUGUUUCAAUAAGGAUUAAAUGUGGUAAACACUAAUUUCUUAUUCAAUAUUCACUGUAUUUAGGCAAUGUAAGUAAUUUCAAAGCAAACAGGUAGUCAGGAAGAUGAGGAUUUUGCCUUCCACCAGGGAUUUAAACAAGGAAAAGCAUAAAAACAAAUUCCAUUUCAUCUGUCUUUCUGAAGAGGAAGACAAAAAUAAUAUGUUACUCUCAAACUGUGAUAUUCAAUAUAUGUACUCAGGAGUCUUCCAAAUAAUUGAUCACUUUGAAUAAAUAAACUCCAUUUGUCCAAAAUGGUCGAGAAAAACUCUAUUGCAGUUACUUGAAGAAUUCAGCUAACAGCCUUAUGAAAUGCAUGCAACACCUAAUAACUUUGAAAUUAUUAAAUAAAGUAUUGCUGCUGCUAAAGCUAUACUUACAAUACUGUAAAAUGUCAUUAAUUCGGAAGGUAGAUCAGUAUCAUCCCACCUUUAUUAUAAGAAUUAAAUGAAUUAAUUAAUCAAAAUGAUAAAAAGUUAUGAAAAUACAAGAUGAUUUUAUUCAUAAAUUGAUUAUACUUUACAACACAAUGUAUGUGCCAUAGACUAGGUCCAACAUGACCUAACACUAGAAAGCAUAUUGGAACUUCAUUGUUAAGAUAAAUAAAUACUGGAUGGCCUCUUGUUAGAAAGGUAGAAGGAGGGGAAUAUAGCUACUGGAAGCUGACUAUUUUGGAUAAACGAAAGUUACUGUAUUCACGUUUAUAACAUGAAAAUGGCCUUAUUUUUGUUCCUGGCAUGAGUCAAUAAUGAGUUAAAUACUUCACUGGAAUUUCAUCAAAACCUUAUUCCUCCUGUUCAUUUUAAGAAUUCAGAAGGAGAAUAUAGGUAACUUGCCUGUUGAUACUUCUGCCUUACCAAAAUGGUCUGAGCCCAAAAAGGUUUAGAACUACUAUUGUAUAAGUAAGAAGGUCUGCUUGGUUUUUGUUUUGUUUUGUUUUUUUUUAAAAAGGAGAAUGUUGACACAGUAUUAUAGAUUUGGUUGGACUGUUUCAAUAUAAUCCACAUAGAAGUGGCAUAACUGAUCUCUCUUGAAAAAGGUCUAUUUGCUCAUUCAUUGAUACCUAAACUAGGAUACUGGCCAUAAUCCUUAUUUCAAAGCCUUUUCGAGUACACUACAGUGUAGCUUAAGCUAAUUUGAAAAAGAGUGCAUAAAAGCAUGUUCUUAAUUACUUAUAACAAAGCGCAAAUUCCUUAGUAGAACAAGACAAAUAUAUAUUAAGUUAUCACAUGUAAGACACUGCUAGGCACUGUAAAAAAAAAGUUAGUAAUGGCUUUGUAUACAUUGGUACCUAAGACAUUCAAAAGGAGGGAAAAAUGCUUAAUGAGUGACAAUAGCACUUACACACAUCAUCCUCUCCCCUAGAUUUGAUUUUCAAUGUGGUUAGUAUUUUUCCUUCUGUAAUGUCUAUGCCUCAGGCCAUGCUGUUAGGCUUUCACUGUACGCUGUACCCCUCCUCCACCCUCAGGCAGGUAGCAGUGGUCUUGGUGGCUUAAUCAGAACCCUCUUACGUUCCUGGACACGUCAAGAUAAAGUCACUUAUUUAAAACUUCUUAGAGGAUGCAAGUAACAUCUCACAUUUUUGUUGUUGUUUGUUGUUUUGUUUUGUUUUACCUCCACUAAGUCCCUAUAUCCUUGCUCCUUUAUGGUGACUUUCUCUGCCUGGUCUCUUUCUACUCUAGUCUCUUAUCAACAACUAACCUUGUCUACUCUCUUCAGAACCACCUUCUACUAAACAUGCCAUUAAAUAUAGGUGAAUGCCUAUAUUUCCUUCUUAUUGGAGUCAAAGUGUCAGAGUGUGAACAUGUUGAUUUAAACAGAAUGAACUGGUCAAAGACACGAGGAAAGAGGAAAGAGGAAAGGAAAGAUGUGGAUGACAUGCUAAAAACAAACAAAACAAAAAAAACUGUAAUAAUGUCAAUUCCUACGCUCGAAUUAGCACAACCCAGUGCCCUCCGACCUCCAUCUUGCCUCUUUCACAUCCCACCCUGCCAGCCAGUGAGGGAGGCCGGCACCUUUCACUAAGCAAAGGAGAGUCGAUUCUUACGCUGAUUUGGGAUCUGAAUCGAUUUGCAAGAAUCAUGCUUCCCAGAUGACCUGGGAUCUCACUAUUUGUAAAAAUAUUACCAAACUCCAAAUCUGUUUCUUGUUCUAGUUCCCCAGGAAGGUGGAGGGUAUGCAAAGGACGGCAGUGCAUGAGCAAAUCUGUGAGGGAUCUUGUUAGAGCGUGCUCUCUCCUGGGUCGAGUGUAGAUAGGUGACAACUGGAAUGCCUGCCAGCCUCCCCUGGCCUGUCCUCAGGUGGCCGUGGCUGCAGAACAGAAUUUCUGGUGCCUGGAACUGGUGUGUCGUGGGCCUAGCAAACACUCUUUAUAAAAAUGAUGUGUCAUGAUGAUUCUGUAUCUAGCAGGGACACUGAAAAGUGAUUACGUCUACAUUAUUAAAUAAGGGAAAUAGAUCCUAAAUGCUGAUAGAGCUAGUUUUGUAGUUUUAUGUUUUUGUGCUUCUUACCAAGCCAGACCUUAUGACAGGCAGUAUUAUGAUGACUUAGUUUGUGGGGGGUCAUGUUUUCAGCAAUCAAAAAUCUCUAUUUAGAUAUAUAAUUGGGUGUUGGUCUUAUUGUUGUGUUUUGUAGAUUUUUUUUUUCCCCAAAGCAAUAGUUUCUAGGUCACCUCCUUUGAACCCUCAAUGAAAUUUUCUCAACUAUUUUUGAGGAAUCUAUGUGUGUUUAUUUUUUUAAAAGUAAACAUUAAGAUUCCCUUUCUGGUAUUCUUUUCGGCCUAUUUCUAGCACAGAUUUGAAGAGAUCAGUAUCUGUCAUUGUAAAAUAUAACUAUUAAAUUUGCAAUAUGUUUUUCUAUAAAUUAUAAUCCCUAAAUGUGUUUUUUUGGUUAA